Molecule: messenger RNA, 3564 nt
Organism: Batrachochytrium dendrobatidis JAM81
Lineage: Eukaryota; Fungi; Chytridiomycota; Chytridiomycetes; Rhizophydiales
Exons: 4
Coding region: 1-3564 (1187 amino acids)
Biological process (GO): protein localization to cilium; non-motile cilium assembly; intraciliary retrograde transport
Cellular component (GO): non-motile cilium; intraciliary transport particle A
Molecular function (GO): protein binding
Source: RefSeq, a predicted model, not a curated record
AUGUACUUGGUUCAAGUACAAGAUACGGCAGGUACCCCACAACCCAUCUACAGCCUUAUCUACACCUACGAUGGAGAGUAUCUUAUAGCAACUGCAGGUGUUGAGAUUUUAAUCUACCAUUCCACAACUGGUGAACUUCAAAAAACGCUCAAAGGCCACAAAGAUGCCGUGAUAUGUCUAUGUCCACUAAAGGGAAACGGCUUCGCAUCAGGUGGUGCAGAUAAGCAGGUGAUUAUUUGGAACAACAAGUGGGAAGGAACGCUCAAAUACUCACAUAACGAUACCAUCCAAUCCGUGUCGCAAAAUCCUGUCACUGGAAUGGUUCUGUCCUGUACUGCUUCAGAUUAUGGAUUAUGGACUCCAGACAUUAAAGCAGUAAACAAAACAAAGGUUCCAUCAAAAAUUUUGUGUAGUUCUUGGACAUUGGAUGGCCAGCAUUUUGCUCUUGGUCUGUAUAACGGAAAUGUAUCAAUUCGUUCACGUACUGGAGAGGAAAAAGUCCGUAUCGAGCGUGGUUCCUCACCAGUAUGGUCUGUAGCAUGGUCGCCUGCACCAGAACUAGACUUGGACAUUCUCGCUGUUACCGACUGGUCACAAAAACUUUCUUUUUUUCAAAUCAACGGAUGUCAAGUCGGAAAAGAUCGCCAGUUGGGUUACGAUCCAUGCACAGUAUCUUAUUUCCCAACAGGUGAUUAUCUCGUCAUAGGUGGAUCCGACAAAAAAGUCCAUCUGUGGACACCAAAUGGCGUACGUAUUGCUCCCAUCUGUGAUCGCCAAGGCUGGGUGUGGUCUUGCAAAGUCCGACCCAACCAUAAUCACGUCGCAGUGGGCAGUCAGGACGGAACCAUUUCUAUUUACGAAGUGGUGUUAAACAUUGUUCAUGGACUCUACCAUGAUCGAUACGCAUUUCGACAUAAUUUAACAGAUGUAGUUGUCCAGCAUCUUUCAACAGAUCAAAAAGCACGUAUCAAGUGCUGUGACUAUGUGAAAAAAAUAUCUGUAUAUAAAGAUCGACUGGCUGUGCAACUGCCUGAUCGUAUCAUCAUAUACGAGUUGUUUCACGAUGAUGCCGGAAAUAUGCAUUACCGCAUAAAAGAAAAAUUACAAAAGAAUCUAGAAUGUAAUCUACUGGUAGUGACGUCACAGGCCAUCAUACUUUGUUUGGAUCAAAAGCUUCAAAUGUACUCGUUUGUGGGCGAAAAAGAGCGUGAAUGGAAUUUAGAUUCAUCCAUUCGAUACAUCAAGGUUAUUGGCGGUCCAAGUGGGCGUGAAGGAUUACUGUUGGGACUAAAAGACGGUCAUAUACUCAAGGUUUUUGUUGACAGCGCAUUCCCCAUUUCAAUUGUUAAACUACACUCGCCUAUUUGCUGUAUUGAUUUGAAUCUGUCACGAACCAAGCUAGCAGUGAUUGAUGAUCAAAAUACAUGUGUGGUAUACGACAUAAAUACAAAGGAUGUCCUGUUUCAGGAACCAAAUGCAAGCAGCGUUUCAUGGAAUACAGAGGUGGACGACAUGAUGUGCUUUUCUGGUAACGGCAUUUUGAAUGUCAAAAUUGGAAACUUUCCUGCUCAUCAGCAAAAAAUGGAUGGGUUGGUUGUUGGAUUUAAAGGAUCACAAAUCUUUUGCUUGAAUACGUAUCAAAUGACUAUUGUUGAUGUGCCGCAAACGACUGCUAUGGAUCGAUACAUGGAAAAAGAAGAGUUUGAUUCGGCGUAUCAAACAGCUUGUCUAGGUGUUUCUGAGGGAGAUUGGCGAAGAUUAGCACUCGAAGCACUGGAAAAACUGAAUCUAAAUGUAUCUAAAAAAGCGUUUGUUAGGUUGCGAGAUUUCAGAUUUUUAGAAGCUAUAAAGACGAUUGAAAAGCUUAAAAUUGAAGGAGGCAAAGAAAACGAUCUUUUUUUGGCACAGGUGGCUGCAUUUGCCGCAAAAUAUCACGAGGCUGCACGACUUUUUAAACGCGCAGGUCAUGUUCAGCGGGCCGUAGAGAUGUUCACCGAACUAAAUAUGUGGGAAUAUGCUACCCAGCUUGCAGAAGAAACCGAUGGGAAAACUCAAGAUAUUCUUUUGCGUAAAGCACAGAUGCAGGAAGAUCGCCACGAUAUGCUUGCGGCUGCAGCCACGUAUGAAGAGGUUGGCGAUUAUGCCAAAGCUAUCGACAUUCUUGGUCCAGCAGGAUUUGUUGAUCGUCUGAUGGAAAUUGUUCGUAAACUUGACAAACAAGCAACCAAGGAACUUGUGCAAUGUGCGCUGUAUUUUCGUAAGCACAAUCACCAAGCCUAUGCCAUUGAAACUUUUAUAAAAUUGGAUGAUCUGGUUAGCCAGCUGCAAAUGUAUAUCGACAUGCAACAAUGGGAUAAUGCAUUUCGAAUUGGAGACACACAUCCAGAGUUAAACAAGCAAAUUUACUUGCCAUAUGGUCAUUGGCUGGCCAUGAAUGAUCGUUUUGAAGAAGCGCAGAAAUACUAUAUUAAAGCUGGUUGUAUACACGAAGCCAUCCGUGUUCUUAAACAACUAUCCCAAAAUGCUGUGCUUCAACAGCGGUUUGACGAUGCUUCUUUUUAUUACUGGACACUCAGCAAAGAGUAUCUUGAAAUAGUUCCUACUGACUUGGAUGAAAGCCAGCUUAAUCAAACCCAGCGACGUGCAUUUAUGCAAUACAAGAGUUGUAUUGAACUUGCAGAGAUUUAUCAUGCAUAUAAAUCUGUGUUUCGAUUUGUCGAAGAUCCAUUUACGUUCACUUUGCCAGAAUCUCUACUUAAUAUGGCCAAGCAUGUGUAUAUUUUCUGCACAAACAAGUACACUCCAACUGGAAUCAGUAAAGUCUAUGUGCUCUAUACCAUGGCAAAAAUAUCUCGUAAUUUAGGUGGGUUUAAACUAGCACGAUAUGCGCUUGAGCGUCUUAUGCUUAUGAAGGUUCCACCCAAAUGGCAAGACACGCUCGAUUUAGACACUGUGACAAUUCGCAGUAAACCUGUAACAGAUUCAGACGAACUAAUGGUAACAUGCUACCAAUGUUCAAGCAUGAAUCCACCAUUCCAAUCCAAAGCAAAUGCAUGUAUAAACUGUUCCGAGUUGUUUGUUUUGUCAAUGUAUUCGUUUCAUAGUUUACCGCUCGUUGAAUUUGUGUUGGAUGCAGGCAUCUCGGAUCAAUUGGCAGAAAAGUUGAUUUUUACAGAUUUAAACAAGGAAAACGGUGCUAUCAAUGACCAAGGAAGAUCUAGACCGAAUGAUGAAGUAAAAGGAAGUGCUCAGUCUGCUAUUGAGCAACAGUUGGCCACCAUGCCACUCCAAACAAAACGUGGAUCAAACCUAAUUGAAAACCCAACUACACAUCCAAAGUACUCUCGUCAACAGCUACAAAAUUUAACCAAGUACCAAGUGUUUGUGCGCAAAAGUUUGCAUCGAUGUGUACCUGUGAGAUACUUUUAUCGCGUUCAAUCCGAUACAAGAGUUGCCAUGUGUAGUUCUUGUAAUAUGUUUUUCUAUGAAGACGAAUGGAUCUCUGAAGUAUUGUCUUAUGGUAAAUGUCCAUUUUGCAGAUCUAAAUCUAGUAUUUCCGAAUGA